Molecule: messenger RNA, 978 nt
Organism: Ricinus communis (castor bean)
Lineage: Eukaryota; Viridiplantae; Streptophyta; Magnoliopsida; Malpighiales; Euphorbiaceae
Exons: 3
Coding region: 338-790 (150 amino acids)
Source: RefSeq, a predicted model, not a curated record
AAUUAACGCAUAUUAAAUAAUCAACUGACUCCAAAGCAUACAUUUCCUACAAAUAAUAUAUACAUAUAAAGAAAGACACGGAUGAGAUUCCAGAACAACAGACAAAACCCAUUACGCCAAGCAAACCUAAGCAAAGUAGGAGCCAUCUUAUCAUCAUUUUCUUCUUCUUCUUCUUCUUUGGUUUCUUUUACCUUUCUUUGAGAUUUGAGAUAGAAAGACAGAUAUAGUUUUUCUUUACAGAAAGAAUCUAUUUGUCUGUCAAUCGCUGUUCAUAGUUUUGUUUCUCUUUUUCUUCUGUGUAUGUAAGAAAAUUGUGAUCUUGGAGAAGCAAAAACUAAUGGUGGGUAUUUUCUCAAGAUUUUCUGUUGGUAGAGCUGGCCAUAGACGUUCCCAAAGUGCACUCGAUGAGAGGGAAGUAUUGCCCCCAAAUGAAGACGUUGCUAGGGCAGCUACAGUCACUGCUGCUGCUCCUCAUGGGAUAGGAGUAGCAGUAGAGUUUAAGCCAGUUGAGCACCCGAUUGAGCCUCUUGACAGCGAUCAACCGAUUCAAUGUCCACUACCUGAGCCUUCAAUUCUUAAUGAUGGAAGGAUAUGGAAAGAGAGAGUAUCUGCAACUGUGCGGAGGCGAGGUGACUUGCCGGUCAUGAAAGAAGGUGGGUCCCUCGAAUCUGAAUCUGCUUCGAUAAAGCCGCGGCCCAUGCAACCUAAUAGGUUGAUUCUACCAUCCAUCAGUGCCCCUGAACAUAAUUUACUGAAACUGCUCGAGGAAUGUAAUGCAUCUGGCAUAUAAAACCUGAUGUCAGUUUCUGAUGCAAAGCAGCUUUACAUAAUUUCCACAUAAUUCCAUAUGAUUUUCACUUACUAUAUGUAUUAUCAGAUAAAUAAUAAAAAAUUACCCUGCUUCUUUUUUUUUUUUUAAUUGUAUAUUUUAACAGUCCACAUGGAAAUGAAGCAUAUGCUUGGCAUUUUGAUUUCUUA